Colletotrichum karsti is the source of this 1275-nucleotide messenger RNA. RefSeq names its product FAD dependent oxidoreductase. The transcript has 3 exons. Bases 1 to 1275 code for a protein of 424 amino acids. Gene Ontology annotation, molecular function: sarcosine oxidase activity; flavin adenine dinucleotide binding. The record is from RefSeq and is a predicted model, not a curated record. Lineage: Eukaryota; Fungi; Ascomycota; Sordariomycetes; Glomerellales; Glomerellaceae.
AUGGCCGUGAAGUCCAGACUACCCAUUUUCAUCGUCGGCGCCGGCGUCUUCGGUGCCGCGGGUGCCCUGACGGCCAUCAUCAAGCAUCCGGACUCUGAAGUCGUCCUCAUCGACCCGAGUCACCUCCCGCACCCGCGCUCGGCGUCCUACGACGUGUCCAAGAUCAUCAGGGAUGACUACGGCCAGACGCUUCACAUCCACAUGGCCAGGAGCGCCAUGAACGUGUGGCUCGAUGCCGACUCGCUCUACAGCAAGUUCUUCCACAGGGUCGGUAUGUUGCGCUGUCAGCCCGACGACUUCAACGAGAAGAGCCUCGCCGCCUACAAGAAGGCCGGCAUCCCCACCAAGUCCAGGUGGGUGGACGUUGCGGAAGUGUCGCCCGUCCUGGCCGGUGCCGACUUUGGCGGCAUGGACAAGGUCAUGUAUAACCCGGACUACGGCUACGUGGAUGCCGAGGCCUGUCUCGCGGCCGUCCGCCAGGAAGCCGUCGACCGCGGCGUCAAGCUCCUGGUGGGCGAGGUGACCAGCCUGACCUUUGAUGACGCGGGAGACUGCACCGGCGUGAGACUCCAGACCGAGGGGGCAUCGCAGGAGCUCAGGGGCAAGGUUCUGCUUUGCACCGGUGCUCGUACGGCCGCUCUGCUCAGAGACAGCGCCCCUGAGAGGACGGAGCUGCAUGCCGGCAACAGGCUCAAGGCCACCGGUGCCAUGAGCUUCACCGUCCGCAUCGACGGAGAGCUCAAGGAGCGUUUCGACGCCGGCCCCGUCCCCGUCUUCAAGAACCGCGUGGAGGAAGUCAUGGGGGAGCUGGUCUCCUACAAGAACGGCCUUCUCAAGUUCAACCGCGACGGAUGCUGGACGCUCAACAAGGACGAGCCCUGGGUCGCGCCCAACGAGCCGGGGUUGACUGAAUGGGUCACCGACCCCAAGGCCAUCCCGGACAGCAUCAAGCAGCUCGCACGCCAGACCAUCGUCGGCUUGUGCGGGAAAGACCUGGCGGACUGCGAGAUCGAGGAGUACCGCUUCUGCUGGGACGCGUACACCCCGAACCACGACUUCAUCAUCUCCAAGCACCCGCACUCCCAGAACCUGUACGUCGCCACCGGCGGUACCUUCCACGGCUGGAAGUUCCUGCCCGUCCUCGGUGACUACAUCGUCAAGAUGCUGGACAACGAGCUCGAGCCCAAGUACCGACAGCUCUGGGACUGGGACCGGGUUCACGAUGAGGACGCUAACACGACCUACCCCAUCCUGGGUGCUCUGAGCGAGCAGUAG